AUGCAUAAAGAAUUAGUGAAUAUGAUGACUUCACAGGCCAGCUAUGAAGUAAUUACUUUAGAAGACGAUCCACUUUUUGAAAUUGAAUUUAAUAUACAACAAAUUUGUUCUGAUCCGAUGAUAAUUUAG
Funneliformis mosseae is the source of this 129-nucleotide messenger RNA. The record is from the annotation of a GenBank genome assembly. Lineage: Eukaryota; Fungi; Glomeromycota; Glomeromycetes; Glomerales; Glomeraceae.